ACAUUGUUACACAAACGACACAAACACACAAAGAUCCGCCGUCCCCGUCAACUGCUGUGUUGCGUUGUUUAGUAAUUCCCGGUUAUCUUAUUUGUUACGCUCAGAAUACUUGGUAAACCGAAUCGCCUAAACCAUCAUGGCAAACGAAAAGUAUGGCACCCCAAGGACCAGCGUAACUGCAGCAAUGCUCCUCAAUCCGCGGUUCCAAAAGAAGAAUGUUAGGUUAAUUGGAACUGUUGUAAAGAAUACCAGCAACAUGGUAGAAGUUAACACUGGAGACCAUUGUAAUGUUAGAGUACAAUUUCAAAAUCCCCUUGAUGAGCCUUUGGAUGGGCUUAUUGAUGUGUAUGGUCAAGUGCUGGACAAAAAUCUCAUUGAAGCCGAGUCAUACAUCAUAGUGCCCCCCCAUCUAGCUGAAAACUUUGAUUUGCAGACUCACAAUGAAGCAAUAACUUUCAUUGGAUCUUCGGAAAAUCCAUGGACCCAGGGAUUAUGAAGCAAUAACAUUUUUCAAUAUUAAUGUAACUGACUUUUUCUUCUGUCAUUUUAUCUUCUUUUUUUUUGUAUACCUUGCUAUUUCUUUUAUUGUUUAAUUUUGUAUUAUGUGAGCUAUACAUUGAUCUUGGCCCGGAAAUUUUUAUUUUAUAAUUUAUAGCCCUCCAAAUUGUCAACGUAAUAAAAUUCUUUCUUUUUUGAUA
Frankliniella occidentalis (western flower thrips) is the source of this 698-nucleotide messenger RNA. RefSeq lists its product as uncharacterized. The record is from RefSeq and is a predicted model, not a curated record. Lineage: Eukaryota; Metazoa; Arthropoda; Insecta; Thysanoptera; Thripidae. The transcript is spliced from 3 exons. Gene Ontology annotation, molecular function: damaged DNA binding; single-stranded DNA binding. Gene Ontology annotation, cellular component: nucleus; DNA replication factor A complex; site of double-strand break. The coding region runs from base 137 to 496 and encodes 119 amino acids. Gene Ontology annotation, biological process: nucleotide-excision repair; DNA replication; mismatch repair.